Messenger RNA from Racocetra fulgida, 401 nucleotides. The record is from the annotation of a GenBank genome assembly. Lineage: Eukaryota; Fungi; Glomeromycota; Glomeromycetes; Diversisporales; Gigasporaceae.
CUCGCCUAGAUAUUCUCAUAAAAGCAGUUGAAGAUCUGAUGAAGCUAACAGAAAUAAUAUCGGUUAAAUGUAAUGAAUAUCUUAAGGAAAUUGAAACCGAAGAAAGAGGUGCAAAGAGGGUUUGCGAAGCAGCUUUGUUCGUUACGAAUGGGGUUGCUUUCGGGUUUGCGCUGGCCGCUAAACAAGAAUUAAGCAAAGCUAUAGAACAACAGAAUAAUACUCUUAGAAGGUUACACGAAUUUCAUUUGACGCUUACCAAAAUGACCCAGAAAGGAAGAAUUAUUCUAGAUCUAAGUGGAAAUGAAAUGUUAGAUCAACGAAAUACAAUUAUUGAAGAAUUUACCGAAUUUCAGAUUCAAUGCAAAAGUUUCAAGGAUGUGUUGGAUGAUCUUGAAGAAUGA